Clonostachys solani is the source of this 1203-nucleotide messenger RNA. The record is from the annotation of a GenBank genome assembly. NCBI's taxonomy places the organism in Eukaryota, Fungi, Ascomycota, Sordariomycetes, Hypocreales, Bionectriaceae.
AUGUCGCUGUUGGCGGCACGCUCCGUGGCUCGGCCGCCAGCGUCAUUAGCACGCCUCACAGUCACAACGAGAGCAUCGCCAUGGGCUGGGAGCUCACAAUGCUCGCGCUUCUCGACCAGCGUGCCGGUGCAGAGGCGCCAGAACAGCAUUGCAGCCUCAUACUACCGCGGAGGGACAUCCAGGGCAAUUAUGAUCCAGUGGGACCCCAUUUUCCUGGGUGCAAUUGGCUCACCUGAUCCCUACGGCCGCCAGCUGGACGGGCUUGGGGGCGGCAUCUCGAGCCUGUCCAAGGUCUGCGUCGUAGGACCUUCGACACAUCCAGACGCAGACGUCGACUACACCUUUGUGUCGCUCGGCAUCAAGAACGCCCAUGUGGACUACUCCAGCAACUGCGGCAACAUGACCGCGGCGGUCGGCCCAUUCGCCGUCGACUCUGGCCUCCUCCCGGUUGCCGAGGCUGAGGGAGAGACCACCACCGUCCGCAUCCACAACACCAACACCAAGAAGAUCAUCCACGCGCGUUUCCCCAUGGCCGACGGCGAGGCAGCAUCGAGCGGAGACCUGGCCAUUGACGGCGUCGCCGGGACCGCGGCCCCGAUCGAGCUGCGGUUCAUCGACCCGGCCGGGUCACGAACGGGCAAGCUGCUGCCCACCGGCAAUGCCAUUGACGUGUUUGACGGCGUGCGCACGACCUGCAUAGACGCCGGCAACCCCUGCUGCUUCGUCCAGGCCGCGGAGCUGGACGUCGACGGCAGCCUCACGCCCCAGCAGAUCGACGACCACCCCGACCUCAAGGACCGCCUGGAGUCGAUCCGGGGCCAGGCCGCCGUGAAGAUGGGCCUCGCCGAUUCCGCAUCCUCCGCGCCCGGGUCAGUGCCCAAGAUCGCCAUCGUGUCGAGGCCGCCGUCCGGGUCGGCGGCCGAGGAGGUGAACCUGGUCGCCCGCGCCAUGUCCGUGGGGCAGCCGCACAAGGCGAUCCCCGUCACGGUGGCGCUGGCCCUCGCCGCCGGUGCCAGGACGCCCGGCACGACGGUGGCCGAGUGUGUAUUGCAGUCUGAUGGCGACGGGUCGGCGAUGGUGGUGCAGCAUGCCAGCGGGACGUUGACGGUUGAUGCAGACUUCGAUGGGUCGGGGGACCUCAAGUCGGCGAAUGUGUAUAGAACAGCCAGGAGGUUGAUGGAGGGCAAGGUUUUCUGGAAAUAA